AGGACGACCGGCGCAUGGUGCAGCUGCAGCAGGCCGAGAGGCGCAUGCUGGCGGCGCGGGAGCGGAGGCAGGAGCAGGAGGAGAGAAAGCGGCGCGAGCUCUUGGAGAAGAUGACCCGAGCCCGGAGGCAGUACCAGGACCAGCUCAGGAUGAUAUGCGACAAGGCCCGGCGCGAGAACCAGAAGACAGCCGAGGUGGCCUACUGCGCGAGGGAGGCCGCCAAGAGCGAGCAGGAGACGCUGAGGCGGAAGCACGAGAACGCUCUGGUCUCCCGCGCCGCGCAGCGCGAGCAAAUGAGGCAGAAGCAGAUGGACAGCGCCGUGCGCCUCGCGAACGCCUCGGAGAGGCGGCGGAAGCAGCUGGAGACGUGGCAGGAGCGGCUGCAGCAGGAGAUCGAGGAGAAGGAGCGGCUCGCCUCGCAGCGGCGCAGUGAGCGCAUCCAUUCGAUCAAGGUGAAAAGCCAGGACCAAGAGAGCCGCUCGGAGCAGGCGCUCUCCAAGCGGCGGGAGCAGCAGAAGCAGGACGAGCGCGACUCCCAGAGCUUCCUGCUCUUCCGCGCCAAGAACAUCGGCCGCCUGGCCCUCAACUGCGACGGGCUGCCCGACGCCAUCCGGGAGGAGGUCGUCGAGCUGGGCCAGGCCCUGGCGCCCUCGGCGCAGGGCGGCGCGCGGCGCGGCCGGCAGCGGGACGCGGUCCCAGCGCGCGC
Molecule: messenger RNA, 706 nt
Organism: Prorocentrum cordatum
Lineage: Eukaryota; Dinophyceae; Prorocentrales; Prorocentraceae
Source: the annotation of a GenBank genome assembly